This is a messenger RNA of Anopheles funestus (African malaria mosquito), 1610 nucleotides long. It is a transcript of the gene Papst2, whose product is annotated as adenosine 3'-phospho 5'-phosphosulfate transporter 2. Gene Ontology annotation, cellular component: endoplasmic reticulum membrane; Golgi membrane. The record is from RefSeq and is a predicted model, not a curated record. The coding region runs from base 363 to 1487 and encodes 374 amino acids. Gene Ontology annotation, molecular function: 3'-phosphoadenosine 5'-phosphosulfate transmembrane transporter activity. The transcript has 2 exons. Gene Ontology annotation, biological process: transmembrane transport. Lineage: Eukaryota; Metazoa; Arthropoda; Insecta; Diptera; Culicidae.
UAAACUACUUCUGCUGUUCUUGUGUAAUUUUCACAAAAUAAGAAAAAAGCAGCAUAUUGUUUUGUAAAUUCUAAAUUUAUAAUUUCUUGACCUCUCCCACCAUGCAAUAGUUGCCCACGUUGAUUGCGUAAACCUUGUGCAAACUGUCAAAUUCCGUUGGCACCCGGUUUGUUUAUAUAUUUUUCCACUCCAGGAAUUACCACAAUAUUCCACGCGUGAAGAUAAGCUUAGUGGUAAGAACCAUGCAGUAAUUAAGUAUUUCUCAGAAGAAACUCCUGCUCCAAAGAUCAUAUUAAUAAUGCUAAUGUGAAACGAACGAUAGAUAAGAUUAACUGUGUACCGAUAGUAAACAAAACCUCAAGAUGACCGGUGCAAAGAGUGAGGUGAUUUAUCUCGGCGACAAGGACCUUAACCGUAGCCGGAACAACCGCGAUCAGUCACCGGAAAGGCAGAUCAAGGUGUUGUUUUUCGACCUAACACACUACAAUCGAACCACUCAGUUCCUGCUGUGCUGUGCCGGCGUGUUUGUCCUGUACCUGGUGUAUGGGUAUAUGCAGGAAUUAAUCUUCACCCUGGAUGGAUUCCGCCCGUACGGAUGGUAUUUAACGUUGGUCCAGUUCGCUUACUAUACCGCAUUUGGGUACAUCGAACGAUCGCUGGAGAAAACGACCGUCCCACGGUGUAUUCCGAUGCGAACGUACGCACUGUUAGCGUUUCUAACCCUCGGUACGAUGGGACUGUCCAACUCGAGCGUUGGCUACCUAAACUAUCCGACGCAGGUUAUCUUCAAAUGCUGCAAACUGAUACCGGUGCUGGUGGGAAGCGUGUUGAUUCAGGGCAAAAAGCACGGCCCGAUGGAUUUCUUUGCCGCGUUUGCCAUGUGCCUUGGGUUGAUCUUGUUCACGCUGGCCGACUCGCAGGUGCAGCCCGAUUUUAACAGCUUCGGCGUAUUUCUGAUCUCGAUGGCACUGCUGUGCGAUGCAGCAAUUGGAAAUGUGCAGGAGAAAGCGAUGCGCGAACACCGGGCACCGAACAAUGAGGUUGUCAUCUACUCGUACGGCAUUGGUUUUGUGUAUCUGGCUGUGAUAAUGCUUCUGUCCGGGCAUCUCGUAAAGGGGGUCGUGUUCUGCGCCCAGCAUCCGAUGAAAACGUACGGCUAUGCGUUUCUGUUCAGCUUAACCGGAUAUCUGGGUAUACAGAUUGUACUGACGCUCGUACGGACAUGCGGUGCACCGUUGGCCGCAACGAUUACGACAGCGCGGAAAGCUGUUACGAUAGCUUUGUCAUUCGUGUUCUUCAGCAAACCAUUCACCAUUCAAUAUCUCUGGUCCGGAUUGAUUGUUGUGUUCGGGAUCUAUUUGAACGUGUACAGUAAACGCAGCAAACUUACGUUUGCUGAUUUGGGCCGGAUGCUCAACAAGGUUUUCCGAAGGAUAUCACGACAGCCGACGAAGGACGGUACGAAAACGUCACUGCUGGAAGUGUGAUUCUGCUCCGAUGCGGGGCUUUCUUUAGAUAAGCUAUAACGAAAAAUAUUCCAAAAGUGCGACACGCUAAGACAUAGGUGGAAAAUACAUAUAGUACAUGCGCUAUACAUCUUAAAAUGAGAA